This is a messenger RNA of Propithecus coquereli (Coquerel's sifaka), 3081 nucleotides long. Its product is annotated as stimulated by retinoic acid gene 6 protein homolog. Gene Ontology annotation, biological process: vitamin A import into cell. Bases 74 to 1939 code for a protein of 621 amino acids. The transcript has 18 exons. The record is from RefSeq and is a predicted model, not a curated record. Lineage: Eukaryota; Metazoa; Chordata; Mammalia; Primates; Indriidae. Gene Ontology annotation, molecular function: signaling receptor activity; retinol transmembrane transporter activity. Gene Ontology annotation, cellular component: plasma membrane.
AGAAGAAUCCAGACAAGCUUCCUCUGUCAGCAAAUUGCUCACAGGGGCUGCAGGUUGGUGUUUCUCCACCAAGAUGCUUCCCGCAGACACAAGGACCGUGCAGCUAAAUGGCAGCUGUGCCAGCUCAGUGGACAUGGAACUCUUCCUCCAUUAUUCCCUCAUCCCAUCACUUGCCAUCAUUUUGGUCUUGUCCUUCCUCCAAAGACGAGAGCAUCGUAGACAGAGGGAUGAUACCUCUUACCUCUUGGGAAACCACUUUGGAAUCAUAUUGCCUCUGGACUUCGUGAGCACUUUUAGUAACCGAUGGUCCUAUGGAAUUGCCUUUGGGGCCACAGCCAAUAAGGUCAUGUUCCUGUUUUCAGAAGGCUACCAGCCCCUGCAGGUCCCGCAGUGGGCCCAAGCCUUUGUGCUUCUGAUUGGAGGCAUCGAAGUCGGCCUGGCCUACUUCCCCUUCUUUGCCUGCCUUUCAUCUGAGUUCCGGCUGGUGGGCUCCAUCCUCGGCUUCUGCUACUCUCUGAUCUGGCUUGCUGUCACUACUCUCCAAAUCUCACAGUGUCCCCACGGGCAGUUUCUGGGGAGAUACGAGACCGUCAUGUUCUACUGGCCCUCGCUGCUGUGCCUUGCUUUCCUGCUGGGCCGCUUCCUGCACAUGUUUAUCAAGGCUCUGAGGGUGCACCUGGGCUGGGAGCGCCAGGCGGAAGAAAAGUCGGUUCUGGAACCUCACCAGGCAGCCCAUGUCAAGCGGCUCCUGAGAACGCCCCGCCCGCGAGAGGGAGAAGCAACUUGGUUCCAAACCAGGAUAUACGAGUGGGACCCGUGCUUUCAAUUCCCAAGCAGAAUGAUCGGAACUAUGGUGUUGGCCUUCAUCUGCCUGUACCUUUUCAUUGUCAUUGAGUUCUACGUGUUUGUGUUGGUGCGAGACGAGUUGGCCCUGUUUGAAGGCAAGCUGGAGAGCUACAUCGCCUCCGUGAACCAGACGGGGACCCUGACCCCAGUGAUCCUGCAGGUGAAAGAGCUGAUCAGCGUCGCCAAAGGAGUCUGGGUGGUGACUAUUUUGCCUGCCUCCCUCACGUGUGUGAGCUACCUAUUCCACAUUUUGGCCUGUUACAGGCGAACCUGGUGCAUCAAAGGGACCAGGAGCAUCAGACUCAAGGACAGCAGUGCAGGAGGCAGGGAUGGCCUUAAAUAUGUAGUGGCCAUUGCAAGGUACUCUGGCUGGCAGAUAGCCUACAUUCUGUGGGGCUACCUCGUCAUCCACGUGGUGCAGAGCUUGUGCGGCAUGGUGAUCAUGUAUGGGCUGGUGCUUCCCAUCAUCCACAACCAGGCCCUGGAGAUGCUCCAAGGGCUGGGCAUCGGCAUCCUCACCAUAUCCAUUGUCAUGGGUCUCAUGGUCCUGCAGGUGAGGAUCGCUGCUGGCUUCUUCCUGCAGCCCAAGCUGGACACAGCUGACAAGCAGAAGCCCUUGGCUCUCGACAACAGGAAAGCAUUCCACAACUUCAACUACUUCCUGUUCUUCUACAACGUGCUGCUGGGCCUGGGUGCCUGCCUCUCCAGGCUGCUCAUCAGCUGCGUCCUGGGCACGUGGCUCAUCGCGCGCAUCGACAGGACCAUCAUGCAGAGCGGCUACGAGGGGGCAGACAUGGGGUUCAGCGCGUGGAUCGGCAUGCUCUAUGUGGACCAUUAUCACACCAACCCCGUGCUCGUCAGCUUUUGUCACAUCCUGAUCACAGGCCACAGGGAGAGGCAGCUGCAGCAGGCCAUCAAAUACUGCUACAUAGAUCAGUCAGCAGGUCCACGCGUCUCAGCUAGGUCCAGGACGAGGUGGCUCCUGCUGCAGACCCUGAUCAACAACCCCAGACUUGUCACACUCAGAAAACCGAAAUCGGGGCACAGCUCCCGGGAGUUUACCCAGAUGCUGCUGAUGCACUCGGACUGCUGACACUGGCCUCCAACAUCUGAUCCAAAAUCAGGCCAGGACGUCUGCACCCCGGAGAGGACUCAGUCUAACCAGCAGCUGUCCCCUGCAAUGAGAUGCGAUGGUGCCUGUACUGUCCCUGCAGAUGGCAGUCAGCACUGUCCACUCAUGGGAUGGCCACCUGGGCUGAGGGAUGAAGUCUCAAGAUUAUUUCAUUCCCUUGGCAAAACAGAUCAAAAACUAAAGAAAUGUCUAUUGAACAAACUUUGCCCAUUAAUGACGUCUACUAUCCAUUGUGGGUAGGCAGCCUUGGGGAUUCCUUGUUAAGAAGCACUUAGUUUACGUACAAAGUAGAAUUUUGUGCCACUGAGGAAGGUGGUAAAAUGUCUGCAUCAGAAGAGUCUGACCAUCAGAUCCUAUUUUCUCUGAAACAGAGUGUGGCCUUCAAUCCAACAGGGUCCUCAUUGCUUUCUUCUUUGUGGGCUUUAUGGUGGGGGAGAGGAGGAACUCCAUGAUCCCAGCCUCCAGGCGGGCAGGACAAGUGGGCGCACACUGAGCUCUCUCCCAGGCCACUGUGAUGAGGAAUGGACAGAGCUGACCUGGGCCUUGGUCACAAAGGAGAUGCACAGAUGCUCUCUCACUAGGGUUGGGUCACUGGGAAAGCCACUUGUCUGAGGACGCAGACAGGGUAGGCAGGCAUUCCAGGUGAGGAACAACAAGAGCUGUGUGAGUGUGCAAGCCCCAAGCAUGUUUGAGGAAGGAGAGCCAGGUGGCAUGUGGAGGUUCAGGGUGCUGGGGAGGCCCAAAUGCCAGGGUGGAAUGCUUGGAUAUUUUUCCUUGUGCAGAGCCGAGUACUUACCCAAAUUCUUCAUGCUGAAGCAUAGGACAUGGUCCAGGACCUGUACAAAAUCUGUCCACUCCAAGUUCCUGAUGAAGCCUGUACAACUACUGUGAGGACCCCAUCAACAGGGCAGAGGGGAAUCUCCAGCCACCUCAUGAGUCCCGAAGCAAUUGUGAUUGGGUUGUUAACUGAACACGUAGUAUAAACCCAGUCCUAUUGCUAGUCCUAUUGCAAACUUUGUUUGCAAAGUUGUCUCUUUUAGUCUAAUCUCCACAACUGAGCUUUGCCAUUCUGCUUUUAGAAACUGAGAAAACUAGGACUCAGA